This is a messenger RNA of Varanus komodoensis (Komodo dragon), 1726 nucleotides long. Its product is annotated as zinc-binding protein A33-like. The transcript is spliced from 6 exons. NCBI's taxonomy places the organism in Eukaryota, Metazoa, Chordata, Lepidosauria, Squamata, Varanidae. The coding region runs from base 1 to 1671 and encodes 556 amino acids. The record is from RefSeq and is a predicted model, not a curated record. Gene Ontology annotation, molecular function: protein binding; zinc ion binding.
AUGGCAUCCGUGAGGGAGGUGGCCAGCUUCACCGAGGACCUGCUGUGUCCCAUCUGCCUCUCCAUCUUUCGAGACCCUCACAUGCUGGAGUGCGGUCACAGCUUCUGCGCGCCCUGCCUGGAGCCCUGCAUCCCCAAGGGCCAGAGGCGUGGGCUCUGCCCGGAGUGCCGGCGGCCCUUUGCCUUGCGCCGCAUGGCUGUCAACCGAGCCCUCUGCAGCCUGGCCGAGAAGGCCCGGCUUCUCAAGCUGGACGAAGGAUCCCAGCUGGGUGGCACGGGAGGCUGGUACUUCUGCGAGGAACACGAAGAGCCGCUCAAGCUUUUCUGCAGCCAGGACGAGGGCCCUGUUUGUGUCAUCUGCCGCGACUUGCCCCAGCACCGUGGACACGAUUUCCUGCCCAUCAAGAAUGCUGUUCAAGCCUAUCAGGACCAGUUGAAGGCAUCUCUAGAACCACUGGAAGAGGGACUCAGGCGGCUGAAACUGAGCCAAUGCCGCCAGCAGGAAAACAUUAUAGAAUUAAAGACGUGCUCCGAGUCCCUGUCUGACCACGUCACUGGGGAGUUUGUGAAGAUGCACCAGCUGCUGAGUGACAGAGAGCUCAGCUUGAAGGAGGCUCUGGAGAAUCAGCGAGAGAAGAACUUGGCCCAGAUGGAAACCAGGCUGAAGGAACUGAACUGGAAGGUGGCCUCUUGGUCAGAGACCCUCUGCCGGGUGCGGGCAGGACUGGAGUGCAAAGACCAAAUCAACUUCCUCAAGGAGGCCAAGGAGUUACUGGAGAGGGUCCGAAAAGAGCAAGGAGCUCAGGUUGAAGAGGAAGAGGAUGCCGAAGCUGAGGCGGGAGAAGAAGGAUUGGGGGCCAGUAGUGAAGACACAGAUGAAUGCGAAAAUGAAGCUGAAGAGGAGUUGAUGAGAGAUGCUGAAGGAGUUGUUGAAGAAGAGGAGGAGGAGGAGGAAGAGGAGGAGGAGGAAGAGGAGGAGGAAGAAGAGGAGGAGGAGGAAGAGCAAGAGGCGGUAGCAGGAGCAGCAGCACGGGAUGAGGAGGAUGGCAUUGAAGAUGGAGUGGUGCACGUAGACUUGAACCUGGGCGAGUUCAAGGGUCCUCUGCAGUUCUAUGCCUGGAAGGAGCUCUUGGGUGCGGUGCAUCCAGUCCCUGCCUGCAUCACCUUGGACUGCAACUCUGCUCAUCCCAGCCUGGUCCUUGUGGAGGAAGCCACCGGGGUCAAGUUCAGCCCAGGCCGACCUUUCUGGCGACGGAAGCCCGAGCGCUUCACCUGCAGCCCGUGUGUGGUGGGCAGGAAGAGCUUCUCUACUGGACGGUUCUACUGGGAGAUACGAGUUGGGGAGAGCACCGGUUGGGUGGUCGGGGCAGCUAAAAAAUCUGUGAAACGCAAGAAGCGCCUGAACUUUCGACCCAAGGAAGGCGUGUGGGCGAUUGAGUUGAGGGCUGGGCAGUACCAAGCCCUGAGCGAGCCCCGUACCCCACUCUCUGUCUGCGGGAGGAUGGAUAAGGUCGGUGUCUACUUAGACUUCGAGGGGGGACAGCUGUCAUUUUACAACAGCUGCAGCAUGAGCCACCUCUACACCUUCCAAGUCUCCUUCCAUGAGGAGUUGCUUCCCUUCCUGAGCACCCAAGCGAGCCAACCUCUCUCUGUGUGGGACCUGGAGCUCUGAGUGCCUGAGGCUUUCCAGGCAAGGCUGUCAAUCCACGAUAAAUAUUUUCAUAAGA